Messenger RNA from Miscanthus lutarioriparius, 501 nucleotides. NCBI's taxonomy places the organism in Eukaryota, Viridiplantae, Streptophyta, Magnoliopsida, Poales, Poaceae. The record is from the annotation of a GenBank genome assembly.
AUGGCGCUGCGCCGCGACUUGGCAGAGUGGAAAAGAAUACAGAGGCAGGGUGGACUAUCUCGAAGAUUUUCGAAAGUCGUGUCCUAUUACGGUCUCACAACUCCGCCAUAUAAACUGGAUGCUCUGGAACCUUAUAUGAGCAAGAGGACAGUUGAACUUCACUGGGGUAAGCACCAUCAAGAUUACGUGGAUGGCUUGAAUAAGCAGCUGGCUACCAGCCCUCUGUAUGGAUACACUCCGGAGGAUCUGAUAAAAGAAGCUUACAACAAUGGCAAUCCAUUACCAGAGUAUAACAAUGCAGCACAGGUCUGGAACCAUCACUUCUUCUGGGAAUCAAUGCAACCAGAUGGUGGUGGCUUACCUGAGGGAGGUGUACUGCAGCAGAUUGAAAAGGAUUUUGGCUCAUUUACUAAUUUUAGGGAAGAGUUCAUCCGCUCAUCCUUACAACUAUUGGGGUCUGGUUGGGUUUGGCUUGUCUGCUGCACUGAUUCAAGCUACUGA